Bufo gargarizans (Asiatic toad) is the source of this 7670-nucleotide messenger RNA. RefSeq lists its product as uncharacterized. The record is from RefSeq and is a predicted model, not a curated record. NCBI's taxonomy places the organism in Eukaryota, Metazoa, Chordata, Amphibia, Anura, Bufonidae. Gene Ontology annotation, molecular function: protein binding; guanyl-nucleotide exchange factor activity. The coding region runs from base 217 to 7170 and encodes 2317 amino acids. Gene Ontology annotation, biological process: intracellular signal transduction; activation of GTPase activity. The transcript is spliced from 16 exons. Gene Ontology annotation, cellular component: cytoplasm; nucleus.
UAAAAACCUGCUGAACAGCCCGGAGCGUGGCCACUGCUCACAAGGGAAAUGUCUCACAUAUUUGCAGAUUCUUCCCUCUUGGCUGAAAUACCUUUAUUCCCGGUGGGACCGAGUGUGACUGUCACAUCCCAUUGAUCGUUAGUCGUUUAGAGGGGGGGCGAGAACCUGCUGUGGACCCCCCCUGGGAUAUCUGCGCAGUGCACCGAUGGAGUGACAAUGGAAAGUACAGAUGAGCAAGGACCAGAGCAGGAAACCAUCAGCUGGCAGACAGCUGUGAAGUCUACGUGCAGAGGAACAGGAGAGACAGAAGGCAGAGGCCUCGGUUAUGAGACAGCCAUGGAGUCAGACUCUGAUUUACUGGAGAACUUGCGGCUGCCUACCUUGGAAAUGCUGCGUAAUGAAAUCAUAAAUCCUGGGACACAGGCCAGUCUGUCUCCCUGCCAUGAAGAACUGUGUCAAGGAUCACAUGACACAUCAUCGUCUAAUGAUGACACAGCAGAAAUACAUGUAGCCACCUCACCUGGUGAACUGGAGGCAUCUCCUGCUGUGGUGGAGACCACUACCGAGGAGAGACCUCUAGACAGUGAAAUGAAACACCAUAAAGAGAAAAAUAAGACUCCCUUUGAGACAUCUAGUGAUGAUACGGAUGAAUGGGAGACCGCCAGCGAAAAGAGUGUUGUGCUUGAACCUGAGCUGUAUGAUGAAGAGAAGGUUGGAGAUGCUGAAUCCUGUGGUCAAGAGAAGCACAAUGAGGAUGCCGGACAUCAUGGUCAAAAAAAUAUCUUGGAGGACGCUGGGCUUCAUGGUCUGGAACUAGUCACUGAGGAUGCUGGGCAUCAUAGUCUAGAAAAUAUCUUGGAGGACGCUGGUCUUCAUGGUCAGAAAACAGUCACUGGGGAUGCUGGUCUUCAUGGUCAGAAAACAGUCAGUGAGGAUGCUGGUCUUCAUGGUCAGAAAACAGUAGGUGAGGACGCUGGUCUUCAUGGUCAGGAAACAGUCAGUGAGGACGAUGGGCUUCAUGGUCAGGAAACAGUCAGUGAGGAUGAUGGGCUUCAUGGUCAGGAAACAGUCAGUGAGGACGAUGGGCUUCAUGGUCAGGAAACAGUCAGUGAGGACGCUGGGCUUCAUGGUCAGGAAACAGUCAGUGAGGACGCUGGGCUUCAUGGUCAGGAAACAGUCAGUGAGGACGCUGGGCUUCAUGGUCAGGAAACAGUCAGUGAGGACGCUGGUCUUCAUGGUCAGGAAACAGUCAGUGAGGACGCUGGGCUUCAUGGUCAGGAAACAGUCAGUGAGGACGAUGGGCUUCAUGGUCAGGAAACAGUCAGUGAGGACGAUAGGCUUCAUGGUCAGGAAACGGUCAGUGAGGACGAUAGGCUUCAUGGUCAGGAAACGGUCAGUGAGGACGAUGGGCUACAUGGUCAUGAAACGGUCAGUGAGGACGAUGGGCUACAUGGUCAUGAAACGGUCAGUGAGGACGAUGGGCUACAUGGUCAUGAAACGGUCAGUGAGGACGAUGGGCUACAUGGUCAUGAAACGGUCAGUGAGGACGAUGGGCUUCAUGGUCAGGAAGCGGUCAGUGAGGACGAUGGGCUACAUGGUCAUGAAACGGUCAGUGAGGACAUUGGCAUUUAUGGUCAGAAAUCAGUCAGUAAGGAUGUCGGGAUUGAUGGUAAUGAAUUAGUAAGUGAUCAUGAAAUUCAUGGUCAAGAAAUGAUCAGUGAGGAUGCUGGGCUUCAUAGUCAUGCCAUAGUGAGUGAGGACGCUGGGCUUCAUAGUCAUGCCAUAGUGAGUGAGGACGCUGGGCUUCAUAGUCAUGACAUAGUGAGUGAGGACGCUGGGCUUCAUAGUCAUGCCAUAGUGAGUGAGGACGCUGGGCUUCAUAGUCAUGCCAUAGUGAGUGAGGACGCUGGGCUUCAUAGUCAUGCCAUAGUGAGUGAGGACGCUGGGCUUCAUAGUCAUGCCAUAGUGAGUGAGGACGCUGGGCUUCAUGGUCAUGCCAUAGUGAGUGAGGACGCUGGGCUUCAUGGUCAUGCCAUAGUGAGUGAGGACGCUGGGCUUCAUGGUCAUGCCAUAGUGAGUGAGGACGCUGGGCUUCAUGGUCAUGCCAUAGUGAGUGAGGACGCUAGCAUUUAUGGUCAUGAGACAGAUAUUAAGGAUCCAGGGAUUCAUGGUCAUAAGGCAGUGAGUGAGAGCGCAGGUUUUCUUGGUCAGGAGAAACACAGAAAGAUUGAUGAAGCUCUGUUGGAAGAAAUAGGGAAAGAUGCUGAAAUUCAUGGACUGGAAACAGUGAAUAAGGAUGCUGAACCUCAUGGUUAUGAGACCAGGUCUUAUGAUCAUGAGACAGUCAGUGAAGAUGCUGAACCUCAUGGGUAUGAGGCAGUCAGUGAAGAUGCUGGACCUCAUGGUUAUGAGACAGUCAGUGAAUAUGCUGAGCCUUAUGAUCAUGAGACAGUCAGUGAAGACGCUGGGAAGUAUAAUCAUGAGACAGUCAGUGAGGAUGCUGGGCAGUAUGGUCAGAAGACACUUAGUCAUGAGAUGUUCAGUGAGGAUGCUGGUUCUGCUGGUCUGGAUACAGUAAUUGAGGAGGGUGAGCUUCAUGGUCAUGACGCAGUCAAUGAGGAAGCUGGAUCUCAUGGACAGGAGACAGACAGUGAGAAGGCUGGGGCUUAUGGUCAGGAUACAAUUAAUGAGACGGCUGAGCCGGCUGGUGAAGAGAUAGUCAUUGAGGAGGCUGGGCCUCAAGAACAGGAGACUGUAAAUGAGGUAGAUGAGAUUCAUGGUCCAAAGUCAGUCACUGAGGAGACUAUGCUUUUUGCUUUACAGAUAUCCAGUAAAGGGGCUGGCCCUUUUAGUCAUGGCAACAAGAUGACAGAUAACAGGGAGGUCACACUUCAUAGUCAGGACGCAUCUAAUGAUGAUAUAGAGUCUUAUGGUCAGGAGACUGUCAAUGAGGAGGCUAAGGCUUGUGAACAGGAGAUGGUCCAUGAGGAAACUGGGUCUUUUAUUCUUGAACCAGUCCAUGACUUGACUAGGUAUCCUAAUGAGGACACAGUCAGUGGGUUAGUAGCUGGUGACAUGACUAGGCCUCAUGGUCUUAAUGCAGAAGGAGAGCUACAGGGCAAUGAGACACUCUUUGGGAUUGAGAGUGAGGAGUUUGAUGAAGACUGUAAGACUGCUGUUCCUGACCAGGCACUGAAUGACGAAACCACCGAUGAUAAAAAAGGGACCUUAAAUACAGAGCGACCAUACGAAAAUAGAUUGAUAAAAAGUGGAGAAAUACUAGAGACUGAUGAACUUGACCGCCAUGAGACAGUUUGUCAAGCAACACUCAAUGUCUGUGGAGAGAGAGAUUCUGAUGAGCCUUGCGAUAUCUACAUAGAAGCCAUCAAUGAAGAAGUCCUGAAUGUCUCUAAAGAGUCCUUUCAUGAAGAGACACAGUUUGUCUAUACGGAGAAAGACCAUGAAGAAAAACAGGAUAUCUACAAAGGGAUUGAAGGUCAUAAGAUGCAAGGCAUCUAUAUUAAGGCUGUUGAAGAAAAUGCUUUACGGGGUAUACCUGACCCUGAGGAUACAGAAGCUGGAGAUGCCAGCAUGAUGGACAUGAAGGAAGUUGUGAGUGAGGACAGAAUCAUCACUAAAGAGUCUAGUGAAGAAAGUGAAAUGGCCAAAAAACGAGUUCAGAUGAAAACUAAUCAGGGCUUCGUAGGAUCUUCAAGACUCCUUGAUGAAAAUGCCACCUUUGAAGAUGAGCAGGAUUAUUAUGUUUUCAAACAGAGAUGGGAUUUAACAGAAGCAUCCAGUAAACACACACUAACUGAGGAUCUAGAGCUUGCCUAUGUAGAAUUUGAUAGGCUUGAAGACAAGCUACAUAGUAGUAAGGAUCUAGUAGGGACUGGUGAAGGACUUUCUGAAGAUAAUCCUAAUGUAUUGGACCAAGACACAGUGCAUGAGCUGCAGUAUACACAAGUUACUAAUGAUUUGUCAUCAGAUAUGGACUGUACAAUGAGUAUCGAAACUCAACUGGAUGUUCAUAGUCCACGACUGAUGGAAGAGAAGAGGCAAAAUGAACCUUCUGAAAGUCUGUGGCUUGGAUACAACGCAGAGCUCAAUCUCCAAAAGGUGUCUUCUGGUGUCCAAGAAAUCAGUGAACCAUGUUUGCACCUAUCAGUAGUACAUACAGAACAAACCAGUGACUCAAAAGAUGAUUCAAGCCUCCAGCAUCCGAGGUUAAGUGAUCCAGAACCGGUUCCAGAAGAGGAAAUGACCAUGUUGGACACUCAUGGUAAACUAAGUUUCUCACACGUGGAUCAUCAUGUUCAAGAAGUUCCUCCGGAUGAGCCUGACCACUAUAAACUAGAAUUUUUUCCUGUCAGAUUAAAGGACAUUGGGAUUUUAUCAGACGAUAUAGUCCGAUCUAGUUCAAAAAGUAAAGCUCAUGAAUUGUUACAAAAGAGUAUAGAGUCAAAAUGUAUAAACAGACAAGAAACCAUGCAAGAACCUUUCAGAGAGUCAUGCUACCAAGAAAGUACUUUGAGUGAUGUUCAUCCUGUGAUUGGCUCUGGCCAAGACUCUAGUUCAAAAACUACAGAUACAAAUUUGGAAAAUGUCAAACUCGUAAGAAGGCAGCGGAGUAACACAGAUCCUUGCUUGAUUCUUGACCAAGAAGAAAAGCCACAAGCCAGCUCCAGUACUGGAGGUUUAUCGAGGGGUCGAUUGAGAAGUGUGACUCCUCCUUGUGACAAAUUUACCUCUUCUUAUAGCCCUACUUCAGAUGAAAUUCUCACGCAACCCACAACCUCUGUCUUGUUUCCAAUGCAGGAUGAAAACAAAACUAAACAUGGGACAACAGAUACAAGAUCAGCAAAGCAAAAUACGUUCUACCCUACGCAAAUAUUUAACCCCAUGCUUCUGCUAAGUGACAUGCAAGAAGAGUCUGGGUUCUACCAGAACGAGAACUUUAAACAAGGCGACAUGGAAAAUACAAGUCAAGGGACCUUCCAGUCAGCACCUAAAAAUAAUCAGGUCCUUCUUCGCAACAAGAACACCAAAAACAUUGUUGUAGAAUCCAAAUAUUCCCUUAAAUCUACUGAGGGACCAUCUGAUACAAAACCAAUGAUGGCUCCAUCAGUGGCCCCUGUGUGGCUUCCUCCUCAACCCACUCGAUACGUAGGAAAUUCUGGUGGGGUAAGUGAAAUUAGAUCUAUGAAACCAUCAGAGAAUCCCCUGGUGAGACGGCCCACCAUAAGGCAUAAAAAGAGCAACGUUGGAGCUAAACCAACUGCUAAGAGGUUCAGUAACUCAAACCUUCCUGCCAUUCCUCAGAGAGAUUAUCCAACGGGACCAGGAAUAAGUCAGUUACCAAGGAUCCAACCAGUUAAUAUCAACAAGGUCCAAAUUUCCUCCAAAAAUAAACCUUUACCUCACCAGCAAAAGAUUUCAGAAGAGUCUGAUCAAUCAAGAAGUUCAUCUUCCAUGGAAACAGUAAGAGAGGAUGGCUAUCCUGAGGUGAAAGAGAAGACUUCCAAUAGUCCAGAGGCCGUACUACUGAGAGGGAGCCGCAGUAAGGCCAAACCACCUUCCUCGGUUUCAUCACAAAGUAUCCACCGCCGUUACUCCACAUUCAUAAACUCUUCCAACCUUCUGUAUCAGGAGUACAGUGAUGUGGCUUUGAACCAGGAGAUCCAAAGACAGAAACCGGGUGACUCCCCAGCGGAGGACAGCCAGCCCAGCUCUCCAAGAGUCCGGAGGAGGAUCCUGUCCUCCCAGGACUCCUACCUGCAGCGUCUGUCCAUCUCCUCCGCUGACUCCCUGUGGCAGGACAUUCCGAAAAUCCGGGACAGUGUGACCUUCCUGUCAAUGACCCGAGAGGAGCAGAAGCUGCAGGAGGCUAAGUUUGAGCUCAUCAUGUCGGAGGCGCUGUACCUGCGCAGUCUGAACAUCGCUGUGGAUCAUUUCCAGAGAAGCGCAGAACUCCAGGAGGUGCUAAGUGCUCAGGAUCGACAGUGGCUCUUCUCCCGUCUGUCUGAGGUCCGGGACGCCAGCUCCGAUUUCCUCUUUGACCUGGAAGAAGAAUUUGAGAGCAACAUGUACAACUUCCAGGUGUGCGAUGUGGUGAUCAGCCAUGAGCCCAACUUCCGCAGGGUCUACCUACCGUACGUCACCAAUCAGAGCUACCAGGAUCGGACCUUCCAAAGGCUGAUGAACGGUAACCCGCGUUUUCAGCAAGUUUUGGCCAAGUUGGAGAGUGACCCCGUGUGCCAACGACUGAGCCUGAAAUCGUUCCUCAUCCUUCCCUUCCAGAGAAUCACCCGGUUGCGGCUGCUCCUACAGAAUAUUCUGAAGCGUUCUGCUCCGGGGUCUACAAAGGAGCUGGAAGCCACAGAGGCCCACAAUGCGCUGGAGAAGCUGAUCCGAGACUGUAAUGAGAGCGUGCAGAGGAUGAAGGACACAGAGGAGCUGAUUCUGCUCAACCAGAAGAUUCAGUUUGAGUGUAAGAUCUUUCCCCUCAUCUCCCAGUCUCGGCGUCUUGUUAAACAUGGGGAAGUGACGUCUCUGGAGUUCAAUUCUAUGAGCUUCAAAUGGAAAGUCACCACUCGGCCUGUCUACCUGCAUCUCUUCAACGACUGUCUACUGCUGUCUCGCAUCAGAGAAGGAGGGCGUUUCGUCGUAUUCGAUCACGCAUCUGAGUUCCGCGUGGAACGAUGUGAAAUUAAACUCCACACCAACCAGAAGAACAUAUUCCGCGUCUUCCUCCGGGAUUCUGCUGCAAUGGGGCGGGAGUCCUCUCAGGACGGAAGAGAGACGGAGUACAUCUUCAGGACCGAGACGCAGAGUCAGAAGCUGAGAUGGAUUUGUGCAUUGUCUCCCCCCAAAGAAGAGACUGACUUCUGGGGGGUUCAUGGUCUCUCCCAGAUGCAAUGUUUAAAGUCCUAUAAAGCACGAGAAAACGAUGAACUGUCCCUGGAGAAGGCUGAUAUUCUCAUGAUAACGCAGAACAGUGAUGAUGGAUGGCUACAUGGUAUCCGCCUCUCGGAUCAGCAGUCUGGUUGGUUCCCACAGCCUAAUGUUCAACCCAUAAGCCGGAACGCUUGUCUGCGUAACCUGCAAGAAGAACAAAGAUUGAAGACCGCCCGAGCCAAGCUGCAACCAGCUGGGGCCAAGGGGCAGUAACUGAGCAAGAUGUCCUCCUGCUGCCUAACUCUGGUUCCCUCAAGCUUUCCUGCUCUUUGGCACUCUGUUGACACCCCAUUGAGUUCUUAGACUGGGGCUACAUGGAGACUCAAAACGCAGUUGCAUCUAUAAUAAUGUGUGUCACAUGAUAUAGGGGGCGCAAUACAAGACUAUGUGUUUAAGUGGCAGCAACACAAAUCUCAAGCUGGUUGCAGCCAGUGGUCAAUGCAGUGUCCGACCAUCUGCACCCAGAUCAAUCUGCCAUCUAGCCCAAGUGGGAAGCAAUUAAAGGGCCAGUUCCUGAUUCAGUGUAAAUGUAAUACAAAUAAUCUGAACGCUGGCGAUUUCUCCUUCACACAAAAAGAGCUAUUUAUAUUUUUAAUUAUCAAACUUUCUGGGCGCCUUACGUAUUUAAAAAAAAAAUAAUGAUUGCAAAGUCUGAGCACUUUCCCGGGUUGUCGACCUCUGUAAAUAAUUUUACAUUAAAUUUUAUAAAGCUG